GGCAAUCGUACGCAUCAAUUUGUACAGUCUUCGGCGGCACCCCGCUUUCCCCUUGCGCCGAGUUAAGAAAAAGGGAAAAUGUGCAUUACUUGCGGCAUCCGUACGAUGCGAUAGCGAGCGCUGCGUGUUUCUCUGCGUGUAUAUAUGUCGACGCGCGGUGCAAAGCGAGAGACAGAAAGAAAGAGGAAAGGAGAGGGGGAGAAAAGGGACACGCAUCGGUGGAUAUCACAGGUGUUUUUCACGAGUGGGCGACCUUGUGCAAGACGUGCACGGAACCCCGAGGCCCCAAAUAUAGUUCUGAUCACUAGAGAGGGGAAAUGGACCCGGCAGAGCAUCGACAAUGAAAACGCGAACUCAGAAAGAAUCGAUGCCCAUGCGCAGUGGGCGCAGGCGGGGGGGCAGUGAGGAGAGGAGGGGUAGGCGCCCUCACCCCAGCCCCUCGCGCAUUGAGCGCAGUGACAGACAGCCAAGAGCCGCUGGAGAGGAUUUGCCGGUUGGACGUGUCAGUCGCCGGUCCCAUGGACAUGAUUCGUCAGAGAGUGAGGGGGAGGGACUUGUGCCUCCACCCAAGAGACAGAAAGUGCAGGAUUCCUCCGCUUCAAACCCACCAGCCUCUACUCACUCAAUUGACACGUCUACAACCGUCCCACCCCCACCCUCUGGUACCAGCCAAUCACAGGAGAGUGAUAAUGAAGACGGCCAAUCUCAAGGCAGCAGAAGCUCGGUUGGUGGGAGCUUGGCUAAUAGCAGCAGCAGUUUGAGCAGUGGGCGGGACAUUGACCAGGAUAACCGUUCCUCUUCACCGAGCCUCUCUGCGUCUCCCUUGGCCAGCUUGGAUUCUGAAUCCGAUUCCCCUGACUCGCCCAAACAAGGAGAGAGGGACAGGGGGAGGGAGGGGACUCCCCCGAAAUCUGGAGGGGAGGACCGGAGAAGCGUGCUGAGGGGGGAGGAGUGUGCUGGGGACAGGAGAGAUGUGGAAGGUGGAGCGGAGGAAGGCGGCGUGCUGAAGGCCCCCACCCUGGCCCCCUCCCUCAGGGGAGCGGCCGAUUUGGCAGGUGAGGGUGGGGCUAACCGGAAGGCAUACUUCCCCCUGGACUCCAAGCUCCUGAACAAGAUGGAGUACAGCGUCCCCAGCAGUGUGGAUGGCGCCCCGAACUCCCAUCGCGCCAGUGCCAAAGCCAGCAGCCAGUGUGUGUUGAAGGGCGAGGCGGCCGCGCCGGAGUACCCCCAUAGUAACCUCGGCACCUCCCUGCCAGCCUCACUGCCCCCGCCCCCCGCUUUGAAGCCCCUGGAACUGGGCCAAAAUUUACAAAUGGACCCCAAGGCGGACAAACCGGAGAAGAGUGACAAAUUAACUGACAGGAGUGCCCCCCCCUCCCUGCUGCCCCAAGCUGCCACCAUAGCCCAGCCACCGCCCCCGCCCCACCCCCAUCACUACAGUCCCACUGGAUGGGGAGGAGCUGCUUCCAGUUGCCCAGGGAGCUGGGGCUUCUCCCGUUACCCGGGUAACCACCACUCUCACCAGCAACAGCCUCCGGUGCAGCAACAAUUGCCCUCAGUGUACAACCCCCCCUCCUCCAGACAUUCCUCCCACCCCCCCUAUCUGCCCCACCCCCACCCACACAGAGAGUACCUCCCCAGGUAUGGAGGAGGUGGGGAGCGGGAGCGGGGUGGCGAGAGAGAGCGGGGGCUCCGGGAGUUCGGGGGGAGGGAGAUCAAUCGGGAAUUCUCUGUCAGCAUUGGAAGCUCUGGGACUGGAAUGGCUAACAGCGGUAACAUGAGCGUCGGCGGUCCCAAUGGCAGCCAAGCAAGGGAUUUUGGGAAUUUGCCAGUGGGUCAGAGCCGAGAUUAUUCCAGAAUGGGCUCGCAGGGCUCCAGCAGGGAGGGCUCCGGGUCAGGGGGCCGUGAAUUCGGGUCGAGCUUUGCAACCAGGGACAGGGAAACCGGAAGAGAAUAUCUGCCGACCCCGAGCCAGUCACAGACAUGUGAGUUCAGCUCUGGGGGGGCGGGGCGUCUACGUGAGAAGGAGGGCCGGUGGGGCGAUUUUUCGGGGCAGCUGCGGGAGGUGGGAGGGAAUAACCCAGGGGGGGGUAACGCUGCGCCAUCGGGUGCCGCGGUGUCAGCAGGCGGGGUUCCCAUGACUCCACACCUGGGCCGGGAUGCCCAAACUUCGCCACAAGGGGGUGCCCCCACCCAGCCACCCUCUCUGGCGCCACUGGCAGAGCCCCUGGCCUCCACAAACAGAGAGUACCCGCCGCCUGUGGACUUUGGCGCCCUGCAGCAGCAGCCACUGCCUUCCUCCCAAACAUCCUCGUCUGGCUCUGACUCUCACACGCCCCACUUCCUCAGAGAGUACCCUCCAGCUGGGGCAAAAGAUUAUCCCCCAGCGUUGCCCCCAUCCACUGCUGCCCUGCCAACCCCCUCCAGAGAGUAUCACAGCCCCCCCAGCACAGCUGUUGCCCUGGGUCGUGAUUAUUCUCACCCCCACUACCCGGGCCAGACGGGCCCGGCGCAGCCAAGAGAUAGGGACAGAGAAAGGGAGCCCCCCCCCUCAACUCUGUACCCCAGCCGCUCUGGCCCGCAGCCCCCUACCCUGUCCCCUUCGUCCUCCUCUCACCCUCGCCCCCCAUCUGCACCGUACCCUCCACCCCCACCUCCCCCUCUCCCACCAUCCUCCCUCGCACAGCCACUCCCACCAUCCAGUCUUGGAGCCAAUCACGCCCGCCCAGGGCCGUACCAGUCCUCCAACCAGACUUUGACUCCUCCCGUUCCCCUUUCACCACUCCCCAGUCCCUCAUCCAAUCAGAUGACGGGAUUCCCCUCCUUCACGUCGGGCUCCUCCUCCACAGCUAGUGUCCCGCUCCCCGCAUCUGCUGCGGCGACCGCCUGUUCACCAGGGUGCCGCCCCCCCCACUACCUGAGCCACACCCAGUUCAGUGGUUCCACCUAUCAGCCCAACGGUGGCAGCACUAACAGCAGCGGAGCCAUUAGCAGCAGCAGCAACAGCAGUAAAAAUAGUAGCAGCAGCUCUCACUCCCACUCUUUGUCGCCUCAGAGUGCAUCCAAGGUCCUCCCGCCAGUAGGGGACGCUACUGGCCUCUCACUACCUGCUGCUGGUGCUCCCCCACCCAGCGAGGGGCUCACUGAUUCAUCCUCGGCUGCCCCGCCUCCACCCGUCAUUAAGGAGGAGCCAGCGGAGGAGAGAGAGGAAGCCGAGAGCCCGGCCCCUGUCCUGAGGAGCCCAUCCCCAGAGCCUAAGCCGGUGGACGUCCCGAUCCAUGCCAGCCAAUCAGCACGGUUUCACAGAGUGCUGGAUAGGGGCACCGGCAACUCAUGCGCCCGCAGUGACGUGCUGUUCGUGCCCCUGGAUGGCUCUAAGCUGUGGAAGAAGAGAAACGAGGCCAUAGAGCGUGCCAGGAGGGAGGGGGAGCAGCGCGCCCGGGACCUCAGGGAGAAGGAGAGGGAGCGGGAGAGGGAGCGGGAAAGGGACCUCGAAAGGCACCUGCAGAAGGACAGCGGCAGUGGAGGAGCCAGUGCGGGGCGCUCUGGGUCCUCGCUCUUCUUCCCACCGUCCUCCUCCAUCCUCCUGGAUCCUUCCUCAUCCUCAUCCUCUUCCUCCUCGCACCCAGGACCACAGCCUCACCACCACGCCCCACCCCACCACCCUCCGCACUCUCACCCACUGCACCCCCCCCAUGCGCUGCAUCCCACGCUACCCCACCCACUGCCGCACUCCCUGCUGCUGCCUUCCAUGGGCGGGGCCUCUGCCGUGGUGGCCAAUCCCCAGGGGGCCCUGAGUGUGGGGUUAGGGGGGCCCUACCUGGGGCCUGACACACCAGCUCUGAGGACUCUGAGCGAGUAUGCACGCCCACACACCAUGUCACCCCUGGGAGCUGCCGGCCGGGCCCCGGCCCACCACCCCCAUCUGCACCCACACGCCCACCCCCACGUGCACCCCUCCUUCUUCCUGCCCCAGUUCCAGAACCCAGCACUGGGCCACCCCCACCAUCUCCCAGCUGACACGGCUGCCGCUAUUUUGGGCUUCCUGUAUGGGGGCGGCCUGGAAGGGGGACCUGGGGUUGGGACACAUGGGGGCCCAGGGCCGGGCCCGGGAGGCAUGGCCGGUGGCCUGGGAGGGAUGGGCUUUCCCCACGCCAUGGCGCAUAGGGACCGCAUGAAAACAGGGUUUGAGUUUAAGAGCGAGGAGCGGGUGUACCAGGCGGGGGUCAUGCCGGACCCGGGGCUGACUCUGUCCCACUCCGACGCCCACUCCCUGCUCUUCAGUAGGGCAGGGGGGGCUGCCGCUGACAUUUCUCUGUAUGGCACCCCGCCACCGCCAGCCCCAGCCCCGCCCCCGCUCCAAAACACAGCCCUGGCUGCGUCAAAUCGUGCCUCAAACCCCGCCUCCCAGUCCAUCUCAGCCCUCCCGCCAUCUUCUGUGCUCCCACCCUCUCUCCCCAACCACCCUACUCCCCCCGUGGCUCCUGCCCCGCCCGCCCCGGCCCCACCUCCUCCACCUCCAUCCAAUCCCAUCCCAUCGCUCCAUCACCCCUCCGCACACUCCUCCUUCCCCCAGUCCCUCUCUUCACACCCCCAGCCAGCACCAGGCGCCCCUGCCCCGGCUGAGAACUACCCCCUGCAGGCCCGCUCGCCUGGCGCUGCUGAGAGAGUACCGGGGGGCGAGAGGGAGAGAGAGAGGGAGAGGAGCAGGACGGCACCUUCUUCGGGAGAGCGGGAACGGGAGAGGGAGAGGGAGAGAGAGCGGGAGCGAGGAGGAGCAGGAGGAGGGGGGGAAUCCCUGGGGAGGCUGCAGAUGCUGAACGUGACACCACAUCACCACCAGCACUCCCACAUCCACUCCCACCUGCACCUGCACCAGCAGGACACAGCAGCGGGCGGGGUGCACCCCCUGAUGGACCCCCUUGCCUCGGGGUCCCCGCUUGCCCGGCUACCCUACCCUGGGGCGGCCCUGGGCCCCCCCAUCCUGGCACACCCCCUCACUGACAGCGAGGUCCUCCGGCAGCAGCUCUUCGGUGCUCCGUUCCGCGAUUUGCCCCAGCCUUCCUCCCUGACCGGCCCCGUGUCUGCGGCCCACCAGCUCCAGGCCAUGCAGCAAGCCCAGAGCGCCGAAAUCCAGAUCCAGAGGCUGGCGCUGGAGCAGCAGUGGCUCCACCAUCACCACCACUCUCUCACACAGGACGAGUACUACAGUCACCUGAAGAAAGAGAGUGACAAGACUUUGUGACGGGGGAGGGGCGGAGAGAGAGAGGGAGACACCACCAGUCCCUGGGCGAAUCGGCAGUGAGGAAGAUGCGCACACAACCCAAUGAAAUCUCUGAGGGCGGGACAUGAGUGGAAUCCGGAAUGCACUGACUGGGGGAAGAGGGACACAUUAGCAGCACAGAGGCCCAGCGACACGGGACAUAGAGAAGGACAGCAGAUCUGGGCCUGAUGAGAAGAGCACAAGGAGGGCACUGUCAGGAAGAGUGAAAAACGAGGAAGGGCAGCUACGUGGGACAGCGCAGGGCAGAGCCUGUGUAAUAUAUCCUGUACAGUAGGCCAAGGACUGACAUAUAGGACGUGUACUAUACAUCAUGCCAGGAAAAUUGUAAAUAAAGUUUUGUUUUAUUGUCACUGCAUGUAGCUAGAUGCUGAAUUUUAACUGGUGCAGAUCUUUUUAGCAAACCCCAUUUAAUAAGCAUGCUUCAGACCUACAGUUUAGUGUCAUAUUAUUUUGAUUAUUAAUAGUGUUAUUCUUAAUGUUGU
Molecule: messenger RNA, 5766 nt
Organism: Paramormyrops kingsleyae
Lineage: Eukaryota; Metazoa; Chordata; Actinopteri; Osteoglossiformes; Mormyridae
Gene: atn1
Product: atrophin 1
Cellular component (GO): nucleus
Molecular function (GO): transcription corepressor activity
Source: RefSeq, a predicted model, not a curated record